AUGGAAACAAAUGGAAUUGAUGUAAAUGAUCCGAUUAAGAAAGAGAAAAAGGAUAAGACUAAGUUUAAGGGCGCAUCCAGUUACAAAUGUCAAUUUUGUGAGAAAUCCUUUCCCAGGUUGGGAUAUCUGAAGAAGCAUGAACAGAGUCAUGAAGAUUAUAUGCCAUUUAAAUGCCCUGUAUGUCUUCGAUUAUUUAAGCAUAAGAGAUCUCGAGAUCGGCAUUUGAAGCUUCAUACUGGAGAUAGGAGGUACAAAUGUCUCUUCUGUGAUUCUGCGUUUUCAAGGAGUGAUCAUCUAAAAAUCCACAUGAAAACUCAUGACAGCAAGAAAGCAUUUCAAUGUAAUUUCUGCAAUCGUGGAUACAACACAGCCGCUGCUCUUACGUCGCAUAUGCAGAACCACAAGAAACAGAAUGAACUUCGUGAAAGGAAUGAGUCUCCUUACAAUUAUAGCAUGAAGUCAUCCGAGUCAUCUACGACUUCAAUGGCCGAUAAGAAAAGGUUGGAGAUGGUUUCACCAAAAUCUGUAAAAUCUGAUGGACAGUGCGAAAUGAAGAGUCAGAUUCGAUGUUUUUACUGCACAAAGACAAAUUUUGUGUCAUUGGAACAAUUAACGCAUCACAUUAAUAUCAUGCAUAAUCAUAGAUUUAUGAAAGAAAGAAAGAAUAGAAGUGAACAUGAAUUGUCGUUGUCGUCUGCUCAAUAUAUAGCUUGUGAAUAUUGUUUAAUGAAAUUUACAUCGUCGGAAAAGCUCAUUAAGCACAUUAAUUUAGUUCAUGAAGAUAGAAUGCAAGGAACAAAUGAUGAAUUUUUAAGUCCCAAACUGAAUGAAUCUUCUAAUAACAAUAAUAGUAAUAAUGCACAACAUACGAAUGAAGGAAGCAUUAGUAAUAAAAAAUUGGCACAUAGAUAUAGCGACGAACAACCAACGGACUUAAGUCAGAGGAUUUCCAAAAAGAUUAAAAUAGAAAAUUAUGCAAUUCAAAAACAUUUCGAUUCACCAAUAAAUAAUAAUAUUAAUAAUAAUAAUAGCCGUACAGCACCUGCUACACCGGAUGUCUUUUUAUGCAAUCAAUGUAAUGCAUCGUUACCGAGUUUUGAACUUUUUCGGCUACAUCUAAAGAACCAUCUUGAAGAGAAUUAUGGAAGUCGAAGCGGUGAGCAUUUUGAAUUGAGCAAUGCAUUCUAUCAGCACUCACAGAAGAAAUUUGUAUGUCAGCAAUGUCGAGAUGUUGUGUUUGAUAAUCGUUUUGAAUAUGAUCAGCAUGUUGAGCAACAUUAUACAGAGUUUUUGUGUCAAGAAUGUGACGAUACGUUUACGAAAAAUGAAGACUUGCAGAAUCAUUUGCUUGAGAAUCACGUCCGUUUUAAGUGUACGCUGUGCAAUGAAAAUCUUGAGUCCAUAAUAUCACUAAAAUUACAUUUUGCAACACGACACUCGGAUAAGAGGUGCUCCGCAUGUCACGAUGUCUUUCGUAGCGAAAGAGACUUUAAAACUCAUAUUCAGACAAAGCAUUCAGCUGUUGACUUAAUAAAAUGUAUCUUUUGUCGCGUCACAUGCUCGUCAGAACUUGAAAUGCAUUUCCAUUUUCUAUCAACGCAUGUCAAGCAGUUUAGGUGCCCAGCUUGUUCUGAAUCUUUCCAUGUUGAAUUUUUACUCGACCGUCACCUUCAAACUCAUCAUUCCGUUAAUGAAGCGCCUCCAACUCCUACAACUUUCAAUUUAGAAAAGGAAGCAAGUGCACUGAAUCUUCAAAACUAUCAUGCAUCAUUAAUUGACAGUUAUAGAGAGAAAUUCCUAAUGAAUCCUGAUCCAAAGCUUCCCGACGCAAAUUUUCUACAUAAACUUAAUCCAACAAUUUUUCCAUUAAAUUCUUUACAUAAUCAAUAUCCAAAAAGUAUUAACUUGAAUUCCUUACAUGAUAGUCUUAGUAGAGUACAGACAAGUAUUGAUGAACAAAAUCAACCGCAAGGCAUGAGAGUCAAGAAUUUAUAUAGCUUGGCAAAUGACCCAAAAUCUGUCAAUUCUGAAGCUCAACCUUCUUCUUAUAAAAUUCAGAACUCGACAAAUUCUAGCGUUACCACAAAUGAUAAGAAUAACAAUAAGAAUUCAACCUUUAAGGAUAAGAGUGAACCACAACUUGAAUUACCUACAGAAAAAUCUAGUCAUAUCAUUCAUCUUAAUACUAAAACUGGCGUGAGCCUUAAAUGUGCUUAUUGUGAGGCUCGCGAGGACUUUAAAUCUAGAACUGAGUUGGAGAAUCACAUGAAAAUUCAGCAUAAUAUAGCAGCGAAACAUAAGUGCUCAAUUUGUGAUGAAAUCUUACCAAGUCCAGCAGUAUUAGCUGAGCAUAAACUACAGCACUGUAAAGUCAUAUCCGGGAAAUGUUUCCAUUGUUCAGAGUCAAUUAAGGAUAUUGUCGAGUUUAAGCAUCAUACUCAAAGUCACAAUCAAAAGAAUAAGAGCUCGUUAGAACUUCCAGUACACUGCAUCUGCUGUCAUCAGUUACUGACUUCAGAUUUCGAGAUUAAUCUUCAUGCUAAAUUCCACACAAACACAGUCAGCUCAACAGCAGCAAAUGAAGACAAAACUUGUGCUCUCUGUCUAUCCGCACUUGAAAACACAAAUUUAAAGAAAAUCUGCAAUUCGUGUAUGAUGAAGCAUAACUUCUCGCUAUCCAAAAAUCAGCUACAGCUAUGCAAUCUCUGCAAACAAAAUAUCGACGGUGAAAAGUUCCAAGACCAUUUAAUUGAGCAUGCAUUUGACAAUGAGUCAAUAACUUGUGUUGUCUGUAAUUCAAUAUUUUCAACAAUCAAUGGCUUAAAAGAGCAUAUAAGAGAGCACAAAUUAACGCCAGCAGAUUUCAAGGAAGCGUGCACAAAAUGUAAUGCUAGAUUUUUAUAUUCAUCCGAAUUACUUCAUCACAUCAAGGAACAUGAAAUUGUAGAAAGUCAAGCAAAGACAACAAUAAAGCAAGAGAAUCAGGAAGAGUCAAUAAUUAUAAAAGAGAUUAAGGAUGAAGAAGAAGACGACUACAUUGAGAUUGAAAAAGUUCCAGAGAAUUAA
Chironomus riparius is the source of this 3066-nucleotide messenger RNA. The record is from the annotation of a GenBank genome assembly. Lineage: Eukaryota; Metazoa; Arthropoda; Insecta; Diptera; Chironomidae.